Messenger RNA from Toxotes jaculatrix (banded archerfish), 8566 nucleotides. RefSeq names its product DNA (cytosine-5)-methyltransferase 3A-like. The record is from RefSeq and is a predicted model, not a curated record. Gene Ontology annotation, cellular component: cytoplasm; nucleus. Gene Ontology annotation, molecular function: methyltransferase activity. NCBI's taxonomy places the organism in Eukaryota, Metazoa, Chordata, Actinopteri, Toxotidae. Bases 313 to 2841 code for a protein of 842 amino acids. Gene Ontology annotation, biological process: negative regulation of DNA-templated transcription. The transcript has 23 exons.
AGAAGACCCGGUAGAGCGCGAGGAGGGUGAGCGAGAGAGAGAGAGAGUGAGAGAGAGAGAGAGAUCGAGAGUGAACGAGAGGAGAGAGAGCGACGACCGUCAGGGUCCGGGUGCCUGAGGGACGGACGACACGGAGAGGGGGAGGACUGAGUGCGUGAGUGAUCGUCCGACCUACCGACAGACAGAUUGAAUGAAGCUGCACCUGGUGCUUCUGAGGGCCUUUCCCAUGUUUUGAUUUGUUCCAUUUUUCUUUUUUUUUUUUUUUUUUUUUUUAAACUUUGUUCACUUGGUUUCACCGAGCCGCUCCUUGCCAUGCCGUCCAACAGUCCUGCUGCCACCGAGCCGCCCCAGACACCAGAGAACGACAACUCCAAUGAUGUGAGUGAAGAUGGAGCAGACCAGGACAGUCCAGAGGAGGGGACGCCAGCGAGCCCCCGCAACAAGCGCAGAGUGGGCCGUCCUGGCAGGAAACGCAAGCAGCUGCUUCCUGAGAUGGCGACCUCUGACCCCUGUGCAAAUGCCCCCCCAACCCCGCCUGAGGAGCCGGAGGCCUCCCCCUCCCCUCGCAAGAAGCGCGGGCGUCGGAAACUAGAGCAAACCGAGAGGAAUAAGGACGAGCCAGACGACAGAAACUGCGACUCCCCUAGAGAGGGUGAGACUGGGAGACUGCGGAGGAGGCCAGUCCCCAGAGUGACUUUCCAGGCUGGCGACCCGUACUACAUCAGCAGGAGACAGAGAGAAGAAUGGCUCAGCCGCUGGAAGAUGGAGGCAGAGCGGCGGGCGUACAGAGAGGCAGAGAUAAACAUGAUGGACGACCUAUCAGAGGCUGACUUUCAAAAAGAGGAGGAACCGGCCAGCCCAGCCCCUCCACCCUCACAACAACACACAGACCCUGCCUCACCGACAGUCGCCGUGACGCCAGAGCCGGUCGCCAGGGGAGACCAGGCUACACCUAGCGAGAUAGAGUAUCAGGAUGGCCGGGGCUUCGGCAUCGGCACACUGGUGUUCGGGAAGCUGCGAGGUUUCUCUUGGUGGCCCGGCAGGAUCGUUUCCUGGUGGAUGAGCGGCCGGAGUCGAGCUGCUGACGGCACUCGCUGGGUCAUGUGGUUUGGUGAUGGCAAGUUCUCUGUGGUUUGUGUGGAGAAGCUGAUGCCUCUGAGCUCGUUCUCAUCUGCCUUCCACCAGCCCACCUACAACAAGCAGUCCAUGUACCGGAAAGCCAUCUUUGAGGCUCUGCAGGUGGCCAGUGUGCGGGCGGGGAGGCCAGUCCCUUCCUGUGAUGCGAGUGAUGAUGCAGAUGGUGUGGACAUUCAAACCAGACAGAUGAUAGAGUGGGCCAUGACCGGCUUCCUGCCCAGCGGGCCACAAUCACUGGACCCUCCAGAAGAGGAGCAGAAUCCAUAUAAAGAAGUGUACCCGGAGAUGUGGACAGAGCCUGAGGCAGCGUACACGCCUCCACCUGCAAAGAAACCACGCAAGAACUCCGCCGAGAAAGCAAAGAUCAGAGAGGUGAUCGACGAGGGGACCAGAGAGAGACUUAUAUAUGAGAUCAAAAAGAAGACCAGGAAUAUAGAAGAUAUCUGUAUCUCCUGCGGAAGCCUCAACAUCUCUCUGGAGCAUCCUCUCUUCAUUGGAGCGAUGUGCCAGGGUUGCAAAAACUCGUUCCUGGAGUGUGCCUACCAAUACGACGAUGACGGCUACCAGUCCUACUGCACCAUCUGCUGUGGAGGCAGGGAAGUGCUCAUGUGUGGCAACAACAACUGCUGUAGGUGUUUCUGUGUGGAGUGUGUGGAUCUGUUGGUAGGAGCCGGCUCGGCGGCGGCGGCCAUCAAAGAGGACCCCUGGAACUGCUACAUGUGUGGACCCCAGAACACCUACGGUUUGCUGCGACGACGGGACGACUGGCCCUGCAGACUACAACACUUCUUCGCCAACAACCACGAACAGGAAUUCGAGCCAGCCAAGUUGUAUCCUCCAGUUGCGGCAGAGAAGAGACAACCAAUCAGAGUCCUCUCUCUGUUUGAUGGCAUUGCCACAGGUCUGCUGGUGCUGAAGGAUUUGGGCAUCCAGGUGGACAAGUACGUGGCGUCUGAGGUGUGCGAAGACUCCAUCACUGUCGGCAUGGUUCGACACCAAGGACGCAUCAUGUACGUGGGAGAUGUACGCAACGUAACCCGCAAACAUAUCGAAGAGUGGGGACCAUUUGACCUGGUGAUAGGAGGAAGCCCCUGCAAUGACCUCUCCAUAGUCAACCCUGCACGGAAGGGCCUUUACGAGGGAACCGGCCGGUUGUUUUUCGAGUUUUACCGUCUGCUGCACGAGGCUCGACCAAAACCAGGCGACGAGCGGCCAUUUUUCUGGCUGUUUGAGAACGUUGUCGCUAUGGGAGUCAGCGACAAACGGGACAUCUCUCGCUUUUUAGAGUGUAAUCCAGUGAUGAUCGACGCCAAGGAAGUCUCUGCUGCCCACCGGGCUCGCUACUUCUGGGGAAACCUGCCAGGCAUGUCCAGACCUCUGACACCAAUGGCAAAUGACAAGCUGGACCUACAAGAGUGCCUCGAGCACGGACGCACAGCCAAGUUUGAGAAGUUGCGUACGAUAACGACACGCUCCAACUCUGUGAAGCAGGGGAAAGACGAGCAUUUCCCCGUCUACAUGGACAACAAGGAGGACAUCCUCUGGUGUACCGAGAUGGAAAGGGUGUUUGGUUUCCCCGUCCACUACACUGAUGUGUCCAACAUGAGUCGUUUGGCCAGGCAAAGGCUGCUGGGACGUUCCUGGAGCGUUCCCGUCAUCAGGCACCUCUUCGCCCCGCUCAAGGAGUACUUCGCCUGCUACUAGUCACACACCAACUCUCUCUCUCUCUCUCUGUCACGCACACACACACACACACACACACACACACACACACACAGACAUACACACAUGCAGACACACAUAAACAGUAUGUAAUGACAGACACACACAGUUAACUACACACAGUGUACAGCAAGUACAUGAAGGUUGGCUGAGGUAGGAUGACACAGAUGACCGGACACACACACUCACACACACACACACGCACAUACAAACACACACUGUAAAGAACUGCUUCCCUAGAUCCCAUGUAGACCACUGGCUGACCUUAGUCCCCUGGUGCUACCUUGCUGAUUUAAACACACACACACAUACAAACACACACACACACUGGUGCAGGGUUUCUGUACUGUAUAUCUUCACACACAAACUUCCUGUCCGACCUUGAAACUGAUGUCUUCUGGCUUUACUGUGUUGUGGUAGCUGGAAUUCAAACCUCCAGGGGGCGCAAAACUGACAAAGAUGCCCUGAGUUUUUGUUUUUAAGAUCUCUCUGAAUACAUCAACACACCAAUGAGUCCCUUUGAACCGUAACACUUAACUGUAUUCAUGCGUAGUGACAGUUCUGCUGGUGUGUUACAGUGUAAUGAACACAAAUACAUACACAAACACACACACACACAGACACACACAAACCAGUUAAUGCUCGUGGUGCUGGUCAGGCAGUGAUAGAGUCCAAAUGGUGCCACUUUAAUACAACACUUUUACAGUUUUUGGUGCUCUUGGAGACUAAACGGUCUCUGGUUGUUUCAGUCGCUGGAGUUUUGUGUCCCUAACUGAGUCAAACCAAACGAUUACAAGCAGGUGGAGGCAACGCCGGCUAAGAGAGGUGAUCGAGAGUUUAGUGUGUUUAGUAUGCAGGGCAGCAUCCUAAGACAAACCAAGGCAGACGGGAUUGUUAUGAAGUCUUUUUUAACGUGACUGCAACUGCAUAAGUUUGAUUUUUGUUCUGUGUCUUGGAGGAAAUGCUGCUCUGGAAGUUUAAAUCUCAGUAAUUGAGUUAAACCUCAGUGGUCUGAGACAAAAAAAAGACCAAAAAAGGUUUUUACCUUCACCCGAGGAAGACUACUUUUAGCUGUGUAUCAGUGACAACAUGAAAUACUGAAAUUAAACGAGUGAUUACAAUAGAUGGUACAUAAUCUAGAAAAAGAUAAGAGACAAGACAUAUGGAUGUCUGCGUGUCUUUGCGUGGAAAGACAUGGAACUGUCAACAAUAAAGAGUAAAAACAGUACAGGAGUGAAUGACAAGGCCACACGCUCAUGUUGGGGUAAAAUCAUCCUUUCUGUUUGUUUCACAGAGUUAGUGUUAGAGGUCGCUGUAUUAGAAUAUUGUGAACAUAAUGAAGACAAAGAGUAAAGUCAGCUUUUAUACUAAGUACUCAGCCAUUCACAGGCCUCUUUCUCAAAUAUUCAUAUACAUAUAUAUAAAAAAAACAGAAUAUCGCUGCAUGUGUCUUAGUUGUCAGGAACUACAUCCACUAUUAGGUUUCACACAACAAGCACUUGUGUGCUUUCUUAAAACUUCGUACUGUUUUAAUUACUGUUACUGUUUUUUUGGAAUAUUUAUAUACUACGGUUAGCUAACGCUUUGGUGAAUAUGCUGUGAAAAAUUGUACACUAGUAGCAUUUUAACGAUGGGUGUAUUUCCUCAUGUUUAGUAACAUCUGUAAAAGUGCUGUUGUAAUGCAUUGAUUACUGUUAACUGUUGCUCAAACGACUGUGAUGUUCAUCUUAAUGGUGCGAAAUUGGAAUAAUACUCUAUGUCGGUUGUCUGAUAGUGGCUGUAGCCAGAGGUGGCUUACAUUAGGUGUUUGGUCUCAAAGCUGAGGUUGGAUGUUACAGUUAAUGUCUGAAUGGUCCCAGUAAAAAUCCCUGGAGAGCUGAUCAGGUGGUGGUGUGCGUCAUAACUCUGUACCAGACCUCGGCCUAUGUAAUGGGAUCAUGUCGUAAAGUUUGCAGUGACAAAGGACACUAUCUUAAGCCUACAAUAGUCUCGUCCCGAAAAGCAGUUACUGUAUACUGUGAAUCAACAAUAUGAGGUGAUUUUUCCUUGUAGCUUGUUUAACUUUGGCACGGCUCCGUUUGUUUUUACCCAUCAUGAGCGUGGCUUUGAUUUUAUAUAACACACUAUGCAUUGUCAAAAUAUGAAAAAAAUAAUAAUAAUAAUAAAUUAACCCUAACUGCUAACCCCUGUGCUCCCUUCCAUAGCCCACAUUUUCUCCCAUACCCAUUUCUAGACUAGCUGAAGUGGGUUGUUUUCAACCUGUUCUGACAAAACCUUUGUGUUUUUUGUCGAAUCCAGAAAUAUUUGAAUCUUUGGCUCCUUCCAAUGAGGUUUAACUCAUCCAGUGAAUUUAUUCCUUCCCCUGGAGCAGCUUUCUCUCUGAGCAAUGUUUUAAAUCAAAUUCGAGCUUGUUAAGGUCCUUUGUCGUAUACAGGGAGGUCAAAGAUAGCAACAGUUCACUUUAACAGGAUGGAGAGUGAAGGAAGUCAGCGGGGGAUUACGCUUGAACCCUUCCAGUUAUCAUACAGCGUCUCUUGAGCCUCAGCCCCAGUGUUGCCCUUUUGUGUCUGGUGAUGAAGUUAAAAAAGUGACCAGCAAACCAGCCCUUGCAGUUACGCUCCUACUUUGCUUCAUAGGGAUCCAAAAUGUGCUCCAUUAAUCGUAUCACAGCGACAUCCACUGAAACCAGAGGCAGAACUUUUACUCUGCAGACACUAUGCUGGUUUUCUACUUCCUACGACUGAAACAGAUGGCCCUGUAUAAAUAACAGAUACUUCCUUACACGGCACAGAUGUAUGUCCUGUCUUGGGUGUUUCUUCUGCCUUUUGAUGCCCAAUGCAUGCUGGGAUAAACUCAGCCCCACCUUGACUUUGAAUAGGAAUAGACUGGUAAAGAAAAUGGUUUGUCAUCAAGUGCGGCGGAUGUGUAAUAAAAUGUUUCCAAGUGUCUGAUCCACACAGACGCUAUGUGGAAGCGUCCUUGUGUACUGAUGUAUGUUUUAUUUAGACAGGGCUGUCUUUGGAGAAAAAAAACAUCUCUUUCAGUCUGGUGCUUUUGGUCCUCAGACGACCAUCUUUUUCCAGGAAGCCUUCCGAUCCUCUGACCUUCCUCAGAUACCAGCUAUCAACUGGACACAUGCAGUCUAUACACACACACACACAAACACGCACACAUGCACGCAAACAGUAACACACACCAACAGUAAACCAGCAGGUUCAAAGUGUUUUUCCAUCAUGUUUACUCUCCGUUUAUACAACCAACCUUCAGGUGCUUUUUAAACUCUUUUUUACAGUGCUCUUGCAGGUCGCUCAUACACACACACACACACACACACACACUUUGCUGGAAACACGGUGCCGUCUCUCUCAUGCUUCUCUAAACUCCUUUCGCUACAAAAGACAUCACUAACACACCCGCGUGCACACAUACAAGCAUACACACUGUGUUCUUGCCGGCCGCCUGUUGCCAUCAGGCUUCCCAUGGCGCCGCUGGGUGUGACAUCACACGCCUACGUCGCUUGGUGCUCCCAACCCCCCACCCUGCCCGCCACCCCACAUAAAUCCCUCCCAGCGCCCCCACCCCAACCCACCCCACCCCCAGGUGCUGCAUGUCAGUCAGUCAGUGUAAUCUCCGAUUCCAUGUUAGAUUAGGGAGUAAUGAUAAUAAAAAUAAUGGUAAUAAUAUUACAAUAAUAAUCUGUUAUUGUGUGUGUGUACUGUUCCAGGUUGGUGCUCAGUUCAGUUCAGUCUCAGCCUAGAGGGGAGAGAGAGAGGCUGGAGAAAGCAUAUAUUACAGUUAGUAUAGUGACUUGUUCUAUUGUAUCCAAGGAUGCCAGAAGAAAUUGUUUAAGGGAUGAGCUACAGGACACUCUCAAACAGGAGACGAGUUGAAAUAACACCAAACAUAGUGUGAAACAGGUGGAUGAGGCAGGUUGAGAUAUAACUAUAAAUUACAACAACUUCAUCAGUAAAUAACCAGAAAUCAUGGCUAAUUGGAUCAAUAGGAAGUUUGUUUUUUUUAAGGGAAACCCAAAGUUACCACUGGUUCCCAAAGAAGAAGAAGUCUGCGACACAAAAAUAAGUCAGCAUUGUCUUAAUUAAUUGUUUGGUCUGAAAAAGUACCUACCACAAGUUCCCCAAGCCACACACCAGGUCUUCAGAUUCAGUCUUAUAUUGUCUGACUAACAGUCAGACAAUAUAAGUCAGAGUCAGAGCUGGAGCUUAAAAAACUGUUAAUGCAUAAUCAAAAUUGUUGCUUGAUUUGCUAUCGCUCCACUAAACGAUUAAUUGAAUAAUCAUUUCACCUAUAGUUUUACCCUCCCGUACUUCUAAAAGAACUAAAAUCAUACAAAUGAAACUAUCUGAAAAGGGAAAACUUCAGUUCUAAGUAUUUGGCUUUGUUUUGUUAAUUUGCACAUUAAAAUCAAACAAAUGAUGCACAAACAACAAUGAAAAUUAAUGUGCAGAGAGAUGAAAAGGUCCAAAAGGUCUUAUUGAUUAACUCUCUGUAAAAUAUAAAUAAGCUAUGACAGUGGUUCACGACCUUUCCAAAGAGUCCUAACAUAAAUCUGAGGGGUCACAAGAUGAUUAAAGGGUUAAAGAAACAAAUCUGUCACAGAAAAGGUUUAGUUUCUGUUGAUUUUACUCAUAUUUCUUGCUUUUUAUGUCAGAUACUCUGACAAUAAGACAAAUACAGCAAACAAACUCACGAAUGUCGGAACCAGAUGCGAGGGUUCACAAGUACAGAUUGCCUAACUGUCACAAGCCAAAAAGGGUGGAAUUACUGUGUUAUAACCUACAAAAAACCAAAUUAAAACUAUAAAAUAGAGAUUUAAGUCUAUUUUCCUCUGCAAGUUUAGACCUCAGUACUUCAUCUGGUCAGAAACUGACCUUUGCUUGAGAAAUGCCAGGGAGGAUGAAGUUUAGAUGACAGGUUUCCUGAAUCUGUGAAUGAAUUUGAAAGACGUGAAAUUGUCUUGCAGAUGUCCCUCUUUGAGUUUUAUCUUGUAAAUAAAAGUAUGAAUUUGGAAAACAUGAAUGUAAUAGAUUGUAAGAGGCUGAGUUUCCUGUAAUAGGGAACAAAAACCAAAAAAGUUGGGAACCACUGGCUUCUUUUUCUGCUCUUUUUUUUUUUUGUCUAACAACAGAAGUGGUGUCAUUUCAAUAUGUAUCUGUUUGAGAGUGUAGUCAGAAAAAAAGUGUGAUGGAUGGAAUUGAUAUUUUUAACUGAUGGGUGACACGGUGAUGAUGUUUCUGUUCGCCUAUCGACAGCUUUUAGGCUGAGUGAUGCGCUGUUUUAAACACUGAUACACUUACAAACAAAUCCACACAAAACACUGUUAUUGACACAGAGAGCGAACGACGCUCAGACGCAGAGAUACAUGCACAACACCUACAAAUACAAUGCUGUGGCGCAUGCAGACACUCAUCUCAUGGACUAAAUGAAAGAUGAGCUUUUAGGAAAAGGAGGACCUGGUGGUGUUUCAAAAGGUGCUAAAAUUUUAUCUGAAAAUAAGAAAAAUAUAUUGUUAGGAAUAUAAAUCAAGUUUGUCUUUACAAUGACUGUAUUUAAGUUUGUCGUAGUAAUGAAAAGGCACUAUUAUUAUUUUACUCUUGUAUGAAUAUGAACUAAUUAAAAAGGCAUUUUAACUUUGUACUUGAACAAUGUAAGAAAUGAACCGUGAAUAAAAAAGGACUGUUUCUUGUGA